UCGGGAGGGGGAGGGGGCGCAGUUUGAGGGGGAGGGGAAAACAUUCACUGAACGUUUCCGAGAAACUCUGUCUGGACCGUGGUUUCUCCCACAUCAUCCCGACCGGCGUCGGCUCUUUGGUGUCAGCGCGUUUGCAUGCGAUGAUUGACAGCCGGCAGGCCAAUCGCCUCGUCCUCUCUAGCUCGGGGAGUUGCCCCAUGUAGGACCCCGGUCCGCGAGCUCUGGCCUGCGUGGUUACGCCCGCGGACCGGCUUCCUCUGUUCCAGGAUGGUGAAUGUCUGGCCCACAGGCUAUAUAUAAGGCUGGCGAAAUCAUUUCAUCUGACCCUGCCAAAGCAAUUGCAGAUUCAUCCUGAUAUUCUAACCUGUGGCAUUUCAGUGAUGCUAUCAAAAUGUGGAUACUUAACAAUUGAAUACCAGUACACUACCCUAUUACAGCAAACCAUACCAGAGUCGCUGUCCUUCAGAUUAGAGCCCUGAAGUGAAGAAGAUAUGGCUUCCCAUGGAAAGAGUACUGAUCACACAAAUCCUGUACUGAGAAUAAGUCAGUUGGAUGCCCUGGAAUUAAACAAAGCCCUGGAACAAUUAGUUUGGUCCCAGUUUACUCAUUGUUUUCAUGGGUUUAAGCCAGGGUUCUUAACCCGGUUUGAACCUGAGGUAAAAGCAUUUUUGUGGCUUUUCUUAUGGAGAUUCACCAUUUACUCCAAGAAUGCCACUGUGGGACAGUCAAUUAUGAAUAUCCAGUACAAGAAUGAUUUUUCUCAAACUCAGAAAUAUCAGCCACUAAGUAAAAAUCAAAAGUUAUGGUAUGCUAUUUGCACAGUUGGAGGAAGGUGGUUAGAAGAAAGAUGUUAUGAUUUAUUCCGUAACCACCAUUUAGCAUCAUUCUAUAAAAUCAAACAGUGUACUAAUUUUAUUGUUGGACUUUUGAAAUUAAGUAGUUUGGUUAAUUUUCUGAUUUUCCUUCAAAAAGGAAAGUUUGCUACAUUGACAGAGCGUCUUUUAGGUAUUCGAUCUGUAUUUUGCAAACCCCAAAGCAUUCGAGAAGUUGGCUUUGAAUACAUGAACAGGGAACUUUUGUGGCAUGGUUUUGCAGAAUUUUUGAUCUUUCUUUUACCACUUAUUAAUAUCCAAAAGUUGAAAGCCAAAUUGUCAUCUUGGAGUAUCCCUAUCACAGGUAUUCCUAACAGUGAUGAUACAUUAGCCAUUCAUGGCAAAGAAUGUUCCCUUUGUGGAGAGUGGCCCACUAUGCCUCAUACCAUAGGUUGUGUACAUGUGUUUUGUUAUUAUUGCAUUAAAAGCAGUUACUUGUUUGACAUGUACUUCACUUGUCCUAAGUGUGGCACAGAAGUGCAGAAUUUGCAACCACUGAAGUCAGGGAUUGAAAUGUCAGAAGUGAACGCUCCUUAGAAACAGAAAUCUACCUUCUUUAAGCAAAAUAGGAAAUACUUAAGAAUGCAUGUAAGAUUCACUGUUUCAAAUCUCUUUGAUAUAUAUAAGAAGUAAUCCCUGGAAGCUACAUUAUAUCAAAUUUAUUAUGUAAAUUCUAAUCUUGAAAAUAAAAAUAUCAUGAGUUU
Molecule: messenger RNA, 1576 nt
Organism: Sarcophilus harrisii (Tasmanian devil)
Lineage: Eukaryota; Metazoa; Chordata; Mammalia; Dasyuromorphia; Dasyuridae
Gene: PEX2
Product: peroxisomal biogenesis factor 2
Exons: 4
Coding region: 492-1409 (305 amino acids)
Biological process (GO): protein import into peroxisome matrix
Cellular component (GO): peroxisomal membrane
Molecular function (GO): zinc ion binding
Source: RefSeq, a predicted model, not a curated record